Molecule: messenger RNA, 2631 nt
Organism: Plasmodium berghei ANKA
Lineage: Eukaryota; Apicomplexa; Aconoidasida; Haemosporida; Plasmodiidae
Product: BIR protein
Exons: 3
Coding region: 1-2631 (876 amino acids)
Source: RefSeq, a predicted model, not a curated record
AUGACUCUCAAUGUGUGUAAAGCAUUUAAAGAAAUUGAUGAUUACUGGGAUAAUAAUUUUUCUCUUGAGGGCAUUGAUAUCACUAAUGAAAUACACACUAUUUAUUGUCCUAUUAACAAUGAAACGGGGAAAAGAGAAUGUAAAACUGUCAGUCAAAGAGUUAAUGCUGGUAAUGUAUUAUUAUUUAAUAAUUUAUUCAGCGGAGAUGAUAAUAUAGAAUCUGAUAAUAAAAAUAACGAAUAUAUCACGUAUAUUAUGCUAUGGUUAAGUAAUAAAAUGAAACUAAUUACAGAUGGAACUUACGGAAGCGUGUCAGAUUUUUAUAUUACGUUUAUAAAAAAUGGUGAUGUUGAUGCUGAUGUUGAUGAUGACAAUUAUUAUGAAUAUCUUGAUAAAAUCGCUGAAAAAAAAGAAAUAAUGGAAAUUAAAAUUGAAGAAAUGUAUGAACUUUAUGAGUUACUUAAAGAUCUUUGUAAUGUAAUUACUAAUUGUUCCGAAGAUUCUUCAGAAUGCUCCUAUUUUACAAAAUUUGCUAUUAAAUGGAAUAAUCUAUACAAUAAAUUUGAUGAUAAAACAACUAAGUAUAUUGAAGAUAAGUAUUAUUGUGACGUGUUGUUGACUUUAAAAAAAGCUUAUGAGAAAUUUAAAAAUGGUAAUAAAAACAAAGAUAAUCUUCAAGAAAUUAAUGAUGAAAUAAAUUAUUGUGCUCAAUCAUGUAAAAAAGCAACUACCUCGUGGAGAAUUAUAGAUGUGAGUUCCCAAAAUUUACCGAAUGAAAUAGAUCGAAAAUUUAGUGAAAUUGUAAAAACACAUUCCUCUAAAAAUAAAAAGAAAUAUCAGAUACUGAAGAAAUUUGUGAAAAUUAUAAAAAAAAUGGCGAUGAAGAAGAGAGGAAUAGUGAAAAAAAAGAAAAUAAAAAAAGUAAUUGUCAAAGCGCCGAAGAAUAAAAAACAGAGUAACAACCAUCAAAGAUCAAUCCAAGGAGGAAAACAACCAGUUACAGAAGAACCAUCACAAAUUUCAGAAGAUGAAGCAGAUUCAGAAGAUGAAGCAGAUUCAGAAGAUGAAGCAGAUUCAGAAGAUGAAGCAGAUUUAGAAGGUGAAGAAGAAGAUAGUGAACAAACCGAACCGAAGAAUAAUGAUCAAAACAACGAACAACAAAAUACAAUGGAUCAAGCAUCAAACCAAUGUGAUAACCCAUCAGAUUCAGAAGGUGCAUCAUCACCUUCAGGAAAUGAACUAGAAAAAAGUGAAAUCCCAAAAGAAGACUCUGAAGAACAAAAAAAUACCAAUUUACCAACGGAACCGAACAAUCAAACAGUAGUUCAAGAACAAUCUGUUACAGAUUCAAAACCACAACCAGAAUCACAACCACAGCCGCAACCACAACCACAACCGCAACCACGACAAGAACAACAAAAGAUAGAAUCACAGGCAGAAUCACAUCCAGAAUUACAGUCAGAACCACAGCCAGAACCAACAACAUCACCAACACCACCAUCGCCAGAAGCACAAGAUGAAAAACAUGAGACACAACCUGCAUCUACACAAGAAAAAUCAUCAACGAACCAUGAAACUAUAAAAAAAAUCACAGAAAAGGGAUUUUUACACGAUUUCUAUAAACUGUAUCUUUCAUCUUUUUAUAAAAACCUUACAGAUUAUGGGCAUCGUUUAUAUGAAAGUGUAUCAACUAGCUUAACAAAAGGUUAUUCUGCAUUUAAUAAUUUUGCUAAUGAUAUAAUUACUCAACCAAAUAAAGCAAAUGAUAAUUUAUCGUCAGCUGAUAAUAAAAUUCAACCAAAAGAUUCAGGAAGUAAUUUACCUCCAUCUGAUAGUUCAUCAGAAAUACCCUCGCCUUCACCGACACAAUCUAGUGACAAAAAAGCUGAAGAUGGGAGUCCAAAAAAAGAAUCUGAAGGUAAAAGCCAAGAAAAUGCUAAAGAUGGAGGUGGAAGUGAAGAUACAAUAAGUGAACCUGAAGUUGGAAACCAAGAAAAUAAAACUGAAGGUAAAGACCAAAUAAGUGAAACUGGAAGUAAAGAUGAAGUACCAAUACCAACACCAGCUCCUGAAGAGCCAUCAAAGGAUUCUAUCAAUAAAAUACAUGAUCAAGGAAUUAAACAACUUCCUCCUGAAAUCAAGGUAGAAAAAGGAAUAUUUGAAAUAGGAUUUCCAGGAGAUGUAUUUAAAGGAUACAAAUUAUUUGUAUAUUUAGUUAUAAUUAUUGGCAUACCCAUUAUUUUAGCACUUAUGUAUAAGUAUUUUUCAUUUGGAUGGAGAAAGGAAUUGAAGAAAAAAAAAAACAUGAAAAAGGUUAUAAAUAUGUUUGGUGCAAAUGAAAAGACAAAAAGAGUUAUAAACCCAACUGAUCGAAAAAAACAAGUACAAAUAAUUAUAAAUUUAUCUAAAAAAAAACAGGAUAAAAAGCUUACAAAUCCAUCUACUCAAAAAAAGCAGGAUGAAAAGGUUACAAGUUCAUCUACUCAAAAAAAACAAACUAAACAGUUUAUAAAUUCCAUUUACUGGGGAAAAUAUCCAUUAUUAAAUAUGUAUAAACUUAUGGAGACCGAUCCUGUACCAUUUAUUAUUUUGUAUUUGGUGUUUAUUUUUUAUGUUUAUAGAAGAAAAUGA